UUUUUUGUGGCCGCAGAACCUUGAGAGCGAUGCGGGUCAGGUGACUUGACUGCUUAUGUCAUUGACCGCUUAUCGGCCAUUCCGCCGCCUGCACCAAGACAAUUCGCGACAAACCAACCGAAACCAACCCCCAGCAGCGACGAUGACGCUGAGGGAUUGGAGCAACCCAUAGCUAACUACUGGCUACUUCGGCCCGUGAAAGUGAAGCGUGAAGCCCAAUUCAUGCUCCCCACGCACCACGUCCCCGCUCACUAGCUGAGCCGUAGGACACCUGCUAGAAAAGUACUAUAUCACUAUAAAUCGACCUACAGAGCCAUCCGAAAUCCCCAGCUUCUUCCUACAGUUCUCCAGGUGCACAAAUCCGGGAAUAGGCAGUUGACUCGGUUCCAUCCCACCAGGGGAUUGCCCAUCCAAAUACUAGGAAUACGAUGUCUGAGUCCGACUCUACCAGAGCCCAACAGGCCUCGUCACUUCGUGACCGUGUGGCGAGUGUCUUUCGGGCGUCACCCGCCCAACGCAGUUCGCCGUCCCCUCCACCCAUUGGCGUCAGCCGGCAGGGACAGGGACUGGAUGCAGGCUCUCCGUCUCGGGGUGAGAUAACUCCCAGAACAAGACUUCUGGAAUCGUAUGAAACGUGUGAGCCAGUAUGCGGUUCCCGCCCUUGCAAUCAUGGGACUUUUUCCCCUCGUCCCGGUUCCGCUAGUCAAGAAACGAGCAACAGUCUCGUCCAAAAGAAUGGCACUCGUGCAUUUCCAGAUAGUCCGCGUGGGGGAUCUAGUAUUCAUACCAGCGACAGGGAUGAUGCUGUACCCUCUCCUCUAGGACUGCCUCCUGGAGCUACGACAAAGCAAUUGGCCAAGAGGCAUGGCGUGAACCGCCGUAACAUGUAUAUUUCUUACUAUGUUCCUUUCUUCAAUUGGAUAACGCAAUACCGCUGGUCCUUCCUCCAAGGCGAUUUAAUAUCAGCAAUUACCGUAGCCUCGAUAUAUAUCCCAAUGUCUCUUUCACUCGCAUCAAACGUUGCCCAUUCACCCCCUAUGAAUGGUUUAUACUCAUUCGUUUUCAAUCCCCUCGUCUAUGCGGUUCUGGGGAGCAGCCCGCUCAUGGUGGUGGGUCCGGAAGCCGCGGGAUCCCUUCUCGUAGGGACUGUGAUCCGGGGUGCCAUUAAGUCCGGCGAGGCUAUGGAGGACGAUCCUGUCAUGAUCUCCCAAAUAGUUGGUGUCGUCACAGGGCUCUCGGGGGCGAUGAUAUUGAUAGGCGGGAUCACUCGCCUGGGCUUCCUUGACAAUAUUCUUAGUCGACCUUUCCUAAGAGGCUUCAUUAGCGCCAUUGGCUUCAUGAUAUUCGUCGAUCAGUUGAUCCCGCAACUAGGUCUUACAUCACUGGCGAAGCAGAGUGGGUCAGCGAAUGGCAGCAGUGUUGAAAAAUUAGGAUUUCUAUUACGAAAUAUAACUUCUGCCCAUAGCCUGACAAGCGCUGUUGCAUUUGGUAGCUUCGCAGCCAUCAUGAUUUUCAGGAUUCUAAAAAGGCGUCUAGAACCACGUUUCCCUUCUGUUGUCUUCUUCCCUGAUCGGUUUCUGGUGGUCUUCCUCUCCGCCGUGCUCGCAUGGAAACUGCAAUGGAAUAAAAGAGGGUUGGAUGUCCUUGGUUCCCUGAAAGAGGAAGGAAAUCCAAGUUUUGCGUUUCAAUGGCCAUUUAAGAUGUCACACUUGCGGCAUCUUCCAAGCGCAAUGAGCACGUCUUUCAUCGUCGCGUUGCUCGGGUUCUUCGAGUCGUCUAUUGCCGCGAAGGGUCUUGGUGACGCAAACAAUGACGGGAUAAAGGGCAUCUCGCUUAGCGCCAAUCGCGAGCUAAUCGCUCUGGGUGCAUCCAAUGUAAUUGGUGGAUGCUUCAUGGCACUCCCUGCAUUCGGGGGAUACGGACGAAGCAAGCUCAAUGCUGCCACCGGUGCGAAGUCCCCUAUGAGCGGCGUGUUUCUCGGUCUAAUAACUCUGGUUUGCAUACUCUAUCUGCUGCCUUAUUUCUAUUAUUUGCCAAUGGCUGUCCUCUCCUCCAUGAUUUCUGUGGUCGCUAUAUCUCUUAUCGAAGAAGCUCCAGACGACCUGCGCUUCUUCUUCCGUCUCCGUGGUUGGUCCGAGCUAAGCUUAAUUUUCAUAAUCUUCUUCUCAACAAUCUUCUACUCGCUCUAUCUCGGGAUCGCACUAGGCAUGGGCCUUUCCAUUCUACAAAUAAUCAGGCACGCAACCAAACCCCGCAUCCAAAUCCUCGGGAAAAUACCCGGCACCCAUGACCGCUUCGAGAACGCAGAAAAUGUGCAGCCCGAGAAAGUUGAAUUCAUCGACGGCUGUCUGAUCGUCAAGAUCCCCGAGCCCCUAACGUUCGCCAACACGGGCGAUUUGAAAAAUAGACUCCGCCGCCUAGAAUUCUACGGCACGACCGCGGCACAUCCGGCUCUACCGCGCGUGCGCGCGCCUGAGCAUAACAGAAACAUGAUCUUCGAUAUACAUGGUGUCACGAGCAUUGAUGGCUCAGGGAUCCAGGUGCUUAGUGAAAUUGUCCAGGGGUAUGUUGAUCAGGGGGUACGGGUGUUUUUCUGCAGGUACCCACAGCCCGGGACGGAGAUAUACCGGAUGAUGGAGAAGAGUGGAAUUGUCGAUGCUGUUGGGGGCGUGACACAUUUUGUUCGUAGUGUUGACGAGGCCCUACGGUUGACGGAGAUGGCGGAGCUGGGUCAUCCGUGAUGCCACGUUUUCAUAUAGGGGCGGCAUAGCGGAGUGUCUUUGGGGGGAUAUGAACGAGAAAGACGUAGAAAGGUAAAACAAAGAAGCUAUGCAUAUAAAACGACGUGAUGAUUUGGGAUUUUUAGUUUUUCAAGAACUUUUUGUUUUCAUUUUGUUUCAUUUUUUGAAUGCACGGGCUAGCGUUUAUUUUCCUAACAUUGGAUUUUGUUUUCACUGGUGUUUUCCUUUUUAUUUUCCUUCCCCAAACUUUUCUUUAUGUAACCAGAAAGACACAUGGGCAUCUAUAAAUGUUUUAAAAUAAUUUAAUGAAAUUAGUGCUGUAGAAAAUAUUGAGCUUUAUUCUUCCAUUUUCAUA
This is a messenger RNA of Blastomyces gilchristii SLH14081, 3096 nucleotides long. Its product is annotated as sulfate transporter. Bases 429 to 2741 code for a protein of 770 amino acids. The record is from RefSeq and is a predicted model, not a curated record. Gene Ontology annotation, biological process: transmembrane transport. Gene Ontology annotation, molecular function: sulfate transmembrane transporter activity. Lineage: Eukaryota; Fungi; Ascomycota; Eurotiomycetes; Onygenales; Ajellomycetaceae. The transcript is spliced from 4 exons. Gene Ontology annotation, cellular component: membrane.